AUGGAUAUUUAAAAUACACAAAUCGAAUAGGAAAUAUAAGAUAAGGAAUAGACCUUAUUAGAAAAUCCUGAAAAAGAAUAAACCAUUUCUAGUGAAAGUAUUAAAUGUGGGAAAUUUUAGGAAUUAAGAGUUUAAAAGCCUAUUCCAAUUUCAAAUAACUUAAGCAAAGGACCUAAACUUCAUGGAUAUAAUUUUUACAAAAGCUUAGGUUCUCCUUAGUAUGUAUGCGCACCAAUGGUAGAUCAAUCAGAAUUAGCAUUCCGUAUGCUUUGCAGAAAGUAUGGAACCACAUUAGCAUACACUCCUAUGAUUCAUAGCAAGGUUCUUUAAGAUUAAGGUUAUGGAUAUUUGAAUUCUGUAUUUAGCACUUGUCAAGAAGAUAGACCUUUAUUUGCAUAGUUUUGUGGUAACAACCCAGACGCUCUUCUUGCAGGAGCUAGAUAUGUUGAAGAUAAAUGUGAUGCUAUUGAUAUCAAUUUCGGAUGCCCUUAAGGUAUUGCAAAAAGAGGAAGAUAUGGUUCAUAUCUUUUAAGUGAACCUGACACCAUAGUAGCAUUAGUGAAAAAAUUACAUGAAAAUCUUAGUAUUCCAGUCACUUGCAAAAUACGUAUUCUCCCUAAUCGCUAACAAACAAUUGAGUUAGCUAAAAAAAUUGAAGCUGCAGGCUGUUCAAUUUUAACUGUCCAUGGACGUACUAAAGAGUAGAAUAAAGAUACUGUAGGAUUAUGCGAUUGGGAUAUAAUAAAAAUUAUAAAAGAAGAAUUAAGCAUUCCAGUCUUUGCUAAUGGAGGUAUAUAUACUUAUGAAGAUGUGUAAAAGUGUUUAGAAUAUACUGGAGUAGAUGGAGUUAUGAGCGCAGAAAGUCUGUUGGAAAAUCCAGCUUUGUUUAGUGGUCAAAUAUAUGAUUUAGAUGAGAUUGCUUUAGAAUAUCUUGAAUUUGCAGAAAAAUACCCAACUCCUCAUUUCUUCUCAAAAGGUCAUAUCUUUAAAUUCUUGCAUUAAGGACUUCAAGUUCAUACUGACCUCAGAACCAAACUCGCAAAUGUAAAAACUAUAGAAGAACAAAAAGAAAUAGCACUUGAAAUGAAAAAGAGACGUGAACACAUGUCAAAAGAAGAAAAAUUCGGAUGGUAUACUAGGUAUUGGGAUAAAAUGGGUGUUGAUAAACAAAAAUACAACUAGGGAUGUGAAAAUUGGUAAGAAGCAUACUAAAAUAUAUAGACAUGCUGCGAAUCUAGCAAAAACAACUAGACUCUAUAAACUGAAUAAUAAAAUCAUGAAAAAUAAAUUCAAAAUUCUGAAUAAAAAUCAGAAAAUUAAGUUUAAGAAUAAUGA
This is a messenger RNA of Tetrahymena thermophila SB210, 1335 nucleotides long. RefSeq names its product tRNA-dihydrouridine synthase. Lineage: Eukaryota; Ciliophora; Oligohymenophorea; Hymenostomatida; Tetrahymenidae. Gene Ontology annotation, biological process: tRNA processing. The record is from RefSeq and is a predicted model, not a curated record. Gene Ontology annotation, molecular function: flavin adenine dinucleotide binding; tRNA dihydrouridine synthase activity. The transcript has 2 exons.